AUGGUCAAGAGCGGGAUGAUACCAGGUAUGCCCCCAAAUCUUCAUCAUGAAGACCCCCCUAAAUGCGAAUUUUGUGUCCUGGGUAAACAGAUGAAAAUACUCAUUCCUAAACAUCGCAAAGAAGGGCCAGGGCACAGAGCAACAAGGAAAUUAGAGAAGGUGUGGGUGGAUCUUAGACUUUAG
Laccaria bicolor S238N-H82 is the source of this 183-nucleotide messenger RNA. RefSeq lists its product as uncharacterized. The transcript has a single exon. NCBI's taxonomy places the organism in Eukaryota, Fungi, Basidiomycota, Agaricomycetes, Agaricales, Hydnangiaceae. The record is from RefSeq and is a predicted model, not a curated record. The coding region runs from base 1 to 183 and encodes 60 amino acids.